This is a messenger RNA of Medioppia subpectinata, 1266 nucleotides long. The record is from the annotation of a GenBank genome assembly. NCBI's taxonomy places the organism in Eukaryota, Metazoa, Arthropoda, Arachnida, Sarcoptiformes, Oppiidae.
AUGCAUUUGGAUGUGGAAAGCGGUCAACAGCUGAUCCAUAGUCGGCGCCAGUCGUCCCAAUCGGUUACAAAAUGGAAAGGCAUACCACGAAUGGUGCGGCUAUGGCUGAUGAUAGGUCUGGCGGUCACCGUAUUCUUGAUACUACUGUUAUCUCUACCCAAAGAAGAGCCGUUAGUAUCCGCUGCCGACGACACGGAUCCGGUCGUCAGACCUCCGCCUCAAUCGCAGCCGAGAACUGACGGCCAGAUUGCGGACAAUAAUAAUAAUAAUAAACCAAACAAUCAAAUCAAUAGACCAAACAUUAACCACAAAACCGAUGACAAUAAUAAUAAUGAUAAUGAUUACAGAGACAGAGCCAAAGGGUAUACGAGUUUCGAUCAAACUCUGGCCACAAUCGACGGCCUUUCGGUGAAUGUAUUCAAAGAGUCGAUUGAGAGACACGAAUCGGCCGAACAGAAGGCCAUUGUGGAGGCGUUGCGGCACUCGUGGGACGCGUAUCGGGAGUACGCGUGGGGUGCGGACCAUCUCAGGCCUAUCACCAAAUCCAAGCAUAACUGGUUUAGCUACGCGUGGGGUGCGGACCAUCUCAGGCCUAUCACCAAAUCCAAGCAUAACUGGUUUAGCGUUGGGCUAACCAUAUUGGACUCGUUGGACACACUUAUAAUGAUGGGUCUCAAAGACGAAUUCAAUGACGCUAUGAAUUGGAUUAAAAACGACUUACGCUUUGAUAUCUAUAAGGAUGUCAACUGUUUUGAGACGACUAUCAGAGCACUGGCGGGACUCCUAUCGGGCUAUCACUUGUCAUCGGAGCCGACGCUACUUAUAAGAGCGGCCGAUUUGGGCGAACGUCUGAUCCAUUGUUUUGAUACUCCCAAGAAUUUGGUGCCUUUCAGUGACGUUAAUCUCCAGACAAAGAGCGCAAAGACGCCCAACUGGUCGCCCGACUCUUCACUGUCCGAAGUGUCGACCGUGCAGUUGGAGUUCCGGGACUUAUCCUAUUUGACCGGAAUUAAGAAAUACGAGAAAUUGUCAUUCCGGACGUCACAACACAUCCAUAACCUGACCGUCAAAAGUGGCAAAUAUUUACUUCCAAUGUAUAUAAAUCCAUAUACGGGUCAGUUCAGCAGAGGGACCAUAACGCUGGGCGCUCGCGGCGACUCGUACUACGAAUAUCUGCUCAAACAAUACAUUCAAACCGGUAUUCCAUGGCUUAAAGAGGAUUACAUUAAAUCGAUGGAUGAGCUCCAGAAACGACUGGUGCGGACG